AUGAGACAGGCUGCCUUGUUGAUUAAAUCAUAUGAAACGACUGGAAAUCUCUUACCUGAAAAUUCUUAUGUUGAUGAUAUAUUAGCCAAAUCAUUGCUCAGGGAAUUGACUUUAACAGAAUGCCCAGAAGGAGGGGAUGAUUCAAUGCCAGAUCAUAUGUAUAGGCUAAGGAAGUGCUUAUUUCUCAGGAUAUAUGAUUUGGAAGGUUUAGCAUUUUCAAGAUUCAUCAAACCAUUGAAUUCAGUUGGAAAACCUUCACUGAUGAUGUUUUGUGGUGCUAGCAAAGUUGCCUUUGGGUGCCGUGCGUAUAUUAGAUGGCAGUUAGUGAAUGCAAACUCAAGACUUCUAGCAUUUAAGAGUAAAUUAGCUCCCAAAAGGGAAAUUACGAUCCCCUGA
Penaeus monodon (black tiger shrimp) is the source of this 396-nucleotide messenger RNA. RefSeq lists its product as uncharacterized. The record is from RefSeq and is a predicted model, not a curated record. Lineage: Eukaryota; Metazoa; Arthropoda; Malacostraca; Decapoda; Penaeidae. The coding region runs from base 1 to 396 and encodes 131 amino acids. The transcript is spliced from 2 exons.